AACGGAGUACGUCGAUCACGUGAUCAGUCAUUGUACAUUUGCAAAAGAAACGUAUGCCUUUGAAAGCGACACCUUUUUAAACGGAUAUUUUGAUGACGAAGAGACCGAGGAAGUUAAUAAUGAUUCACAGAGCAAGGGGAAAAAGAGAAAUAAAGUUUCCAAACCGAAACAGUGUUGCAAAUGUAAGUAUUUGGCGAAGACGAAGUUGGCGCUUUGGAUGCAUUUGCGUCAGCAUUUCUUGCAAGGAGACUGCACCGGCUUCGUGUGCAUCUUAUGCCCCUUCGCCACCAUGCUCAAACAUCACAUGACAUUCCAUUGGUUCAGUGCUCACGACGAUUUCAAGGGUUACACGUGCACCGAAUGUUCGUACACGUGCGUGAGUAAAUCAAUGCUAACUAGUCACAAGAAAACGCAUUCGGAGGUCUAUCAGUUCAAUUGCGCCAGCUGCCCGUACAGGACCAAAUUCUGUAACGCGAUGAAGAAGCAUCUGAAGGACAGUCUGCACAUACCAGGCCCGGUGCUGGACGCGGACGGUACGCCGAAUCCGUUCGCCACCAUCGACGUUUACGGUAACAAACGCGGGCCCAGACGAAAGCCGCUCGUCGAGGAGAGGAAGGAGCCGACGGAAAUCAUCAGAGACUCAUGCAUGCCGUCGACCUCAGGGUUAACGUCCCCGGUUUUACCGAUGCCGACCACCUCGACUCCGGUGUUACCGCUCCCGAUUCCGUCGGCCGCGAUCCUAGAUUCGUCGGAUUCGAAUGCGGAGUUGAUCGUGCCAUCGUUGCCAAUUCAGAGAUCGCCAGUCCGGAUAUCGCCAAUUCAGAGGUCGCCAGUCCGGAUAUCGCCAACUCAAAGAUCGCCAGCCCAGCUGCCGGCUCCGGUCCCACCGUCUCAUUCCAAUUCUCUAGUCACAGCCAUUCUGGCUACGUGUAAUAGAACGAACAGUGAGAACGGAGUGAAUCCGAGCAGCAACGAGCAGUCGUCGCUAUUAAAUAGCAGCGCGUUUAUCAUGUUGUGUCACUUUUUGUUCAGAACUAUCGCGUCACGUCCGGACGUAGAUGUGCGGCAGAGGUCCUAUUUGCUGGAAAAUGCCCAGAGAAUUUUAGGUGACCCAGAAAAUGCCCAGAGAAUUUUUGAUGACCCAGAACAUGUCGAACACGCGGCCGGCACGACUGCCAAUGGAGAUCUUUCUGAUAACGCGAACAGUACUGACCAACCCUCGACAUCCACGACGUUGGUCUCGGCACCUCGAGUGGCGGCAGAAGAAGACAGGCCGGCGGAGAAUCUAGAUGAGUCGACGGAGGCUCUAAACGUACCGAUGGAAAAUCUACAUGCGCCGACAGGCAAUCUGGAUGAGCCACUGGAUCUUAGUAUGUCCGCGAUGGCGAGAAGACCGCAGUUUCAGAUAUCGAUUCCGAGCUCCUCAUCAAGACGCAAACGUAAGCGUAAAGCGACGAGGCUAGAAUAUCCCACGACAAAUGAGAACACGGAGAACAGCGCGACACGACAAGUCCAUGCAACAUCUUCUCUUCUAGCGCUUCUAACGGCAAGUCAAACUGAGCCGCGGGGGAUAAACGAAACAUCUAAUAUGACAGAUAAUGCAAAUACACAUAAUAUGUCAUCAUUUGUUUGUUACCAUUGUCAUAUUAUAUUUGCGGAUGUAAUCAUGUAUGCAAUGCACAUGGGAUUUCACGAUGCCAGAAAUCCUUUCACGUGUGCACUGUGCAAUGAGAGAUCCGCAAAUAACGUUUCGUUUUUUCUA
Molecule: messenger RNA, 1762 nt
Organism: Wasmannia auropunctata (little fire ant)
Lineage: Eukaryota; Metazoa; Arthropoda; Insecta; Hymenoptera; Formicidae
Product: protein hunchback-like
Exons: 1
Biological process (GO): regulation of transcription by RNA polymerase II
Molecular function (GO): DNA-binding transcription factor activity, RNA polymerase II-specific; RNA polymerase II transcription regulatory region sequence-specific DNA binding
Source: RefSeq, a predicted model, not a curated record